AUGAAAAAAAGCCCUUUGACUCUUAGAGUGAUGAAAACCUCUCGAUUGUUCGUAGAAUUUUAAAAGCUAAGCCCUGAGUAGAUGCUUCACUUCCUAAAUCCUUUGGAACUUCUCCUCUACAUUCAUACUCAAAGAGGUUUCAAAAUGAAGAAGGUAAUGAAAAGAGUCUAAGUGAAUAGUACAUCCAGGUACUUCCAUAAAAAAGCAAAGUCUGUCUAAAAAUCUAAGAAGUUUGGAGACUUUCAUAUUAAAAACUUUAACUAACCGAUUCUGAGACAGAAUUAGGAACGUAUAUCUGCAAUAUUUUAGAGACUUUACAGUAAAAAGUCAUCAAUAGAUUUUCUAAAGAUGGAAAAAGAGCAUAAUAACAGAUCCUCCAUUGUCUAAAAGAUAUCUAGAUUUCCAAAACUUAACUUUGGCUAAGUACCUGGCAACUAAUCCUCAUAAAGCAGAUUUAGAUCAACUAAUAAUUCAUUCUCAAAAACUUCAUAAAAAUUUGCACUAAGCAAUUAAACUACACCUCUUGAUAAGCAUCUGUUUGAUGCCUUGGAAUAAGAUUCCUUUGACACUGAUGCCUCUUCAAUAUAAAGACCUAAUCAUAAGGUCAAUAGAACGAUUACAACAAAUAAAAAUCCAAAUCCUUACAACGACUUCAGUGAUAAUAUAAUGUUUCAAUUCUUGCUAAGUAGAUCUUAGAUCAAAAGGAAGAAACAGACUUUGGAGUUAUGA
Messenger RNA from Stylonychia lemnae, 729 nucleotides. Lineage: Eukaryota; Ciliophora; Spirotrichea; Sporadotrichida; Oxytrichidae. The record is from the annotation of a GenBank genome assembly.